GACACGACCAAAUUCUCAGAGCUCGAGCUCAAAAGCUCGGAACUUGCACCCCACCCAUUGUCACCCUCCUCCUCCUCCUCCUCCUCCUCCUUCUUUGAGAGAGAGAGAGAGAGAGAGAGAGAGAGAGAGAUGGGUAUAGGGAUAGUGGAGCCCAACACGUGCGUCAGAGGUUGCUGCUCCAGCCGAUCCAUCCCUCUCCACCUCCCUCCUUCUUCCUACUCCCUCCUCUCCCCCAUCGCUCGAGGGGCCGAGAGCGUCGUGUACGAGGCCGUCCUGGAUGGCAAGAGGGUCGCCGUCAAGAAACCCUUCUUGGCCACUUCCGACGACAUCGACAAGUUCCACAAGGAACUCCAACUGCUCUGCAAGCUGGAUCAUCCCGGCAUUGCGACUCUCCUUGCUGCCCACGCGAAGCCGCCCAACUACAUGUUCUUCUUCAAAUUCUACGAGUCCCCGAACCUCGCUGAUAAACUACAUGUCGAGGAGUGGAUCCCCGAUCUCGAUCAUGCGCUCGCGAUUGCCAUGCAGCUAGCAAAGGCUUUGCAGUAUCUUCAUAACCAGGGGAUUGUCCAUAGGGAUGUGAAACCUGCAAAUAUUCUUCUUGACAAAGAGUCCUCUCCACACCUAGCUGAUUUUGGUUUGGCAGCAUACAGGGAACAUCUUAAAGAAGUUUCUAUUGAAACCUGGAAGUCUUCUGGCAAGCCAACUGGUGGCUUCCACAAGAAAAAUAUGGUUGGCACCCUUAUCUACAUGGCACCUGAAAUAUUAAAGAAAGAGAUACAUACUGAAAAAUCGGAUGUCUACAGUUUUGGAGUAUCUAUAAAUGAACUUCUUACUGGCGUUGUCCCGUAUACUGAUCUCCGUGCAGAAGCACAGGCCCAUACGGUACUUGAGAUGAACUAUAGUGAACAGCAACUUACUGCAGCUGUUGUCUCUGAUGGGCUCCGACCAGUUCUUGCUGGUCUGGAGUUGGGGUUGCCGGAGAGUCUAUCAUCAUUAAUACAGAGGUGUUGGGAUGGGAAUCCUUCUUAUAGGCCUUCGUUUGAUGACAUAGUGGCAGAGCUUGAGGCAAUCUUGCAAGGCAGAAAAAUGAUGAAGAAAGAGCACGUGAUUCAUAGUACUAACACCUCCUUUAAAGAUGAGACCAGUGUUCGAACUUAUCAAGAGAGUGUGAACUGGUCCCUUCAGGGAGAACAUUUGUCCAAGAGAGCUUCUUUUGCAGCUGAUUCUGCUGUAAGAUUUCCGCUUGAUGGUUCCAAUGAUCCUUCCGGAUAUUGCCCUACUCUUUCUUCAGGUUCCUUUGCGACAUGUGGGAGAAGGGAGACCAUGGAGGAUAUUCAUUUCCUUUUACCUAACAUUGGGAAUCAGAAGGAUAUACAUAUCUUUGGCAUCUUCGAUGGUCAUAGAGGUGCAGCAGCUGCUGAGUUCUCAGCUCAAGCUUUGCCUGGAAUUUUGCGGAGUUUUAGUCCUACAAAAAGUCCUCCCGAGGCAUUGCUGGAAGCAUUCAUCAAGACGGACGUUGUGUUUAGAAAUGAAUUGAAUACCUAUCGGAAGUCCAAGGGUGUAAUCCAGAAAGACUGGCAUCCUGGUUGCACUGCGAUAGUUGCCCUCAUAGUCAGAAACAAGCUUUAUGUCGCUAAUGCUGGCGAUUGCAAAACAAUCUUAUGUCGAGCCGGUAGACCUAUUGCUCUUAGUAAGGAUCAUGUUGCAAGCUGCCCUGAAGAGAGAGAGCGCAUCGUUAAUGCAGGAGGGCAAGUUAAAUGGCAAAUUGAUACAUGGCGAGUCGGUACUGCUGCACUCCAGGUUACUCGCUCCAUCGGAGAUGAUGAUCUGAAGCCUGCUGUAACUGCUGAACCCGAGAUUACUGAAACUGUUCUCUCUGUGGAGGACGAGUAUCUGGUGAUGGCUAGUGAUGGGCUAUGGGAUAUCUUGACCAGCGAAGAGGUCAUAAGCAUCAUCAAAGACACGGUUAAGGAGCCGAGCAUGUGCUCCAAGAGAUUGGCAACCGAAGCUGCUGCACGGGGUAGCAAAGAUAACAUCACCGUCAUCAUCAUCUUCCUGCGACCUGUCUCCACUGCCGAGAGAAUAUAUUAGGCGCGAAACCCAUUCUUUGCGGAGCUCCAGGCGGUAUGAAGAAACAGAGAUAGACCGAGAAGCAACUAUUUAACUACUAGAAUAAGGAGAAGAUUCUUACUUAAUUCUUUGUCAAGGAUUGAUAGUGCCUGUGGCAUUGAUUCGUGUGAUUGGUUUCAUUAGUUCGUCUCUUCUUGAUCGAUGCAUUUGUUGAGCCAAGAUUAUACCUUAAGAGGAAGAAAAAGCAUUGCCUAUGAUGCUGAUUUGAUGACUA
Messenger RNA from Syzygium oleosum, 2344 nucleotides. RefSeq names its product protein kinase and PP2C-like domain-containing protein. The transcript has 12 exons. NCBI's taxonomy places the organism in Eukaryota, Viridiplantae, Streptophyta, Magnoliopsida, Myrtales, Myrtaceae. The record is from RefSeq and is a predicted model, not a curated record. Gene Ontology annotation, molecular function: ATP binding; protein kinase activity. The coding region runs from base 130 to 2091 and encodes 653 amino acids. Gene Ontology annotation, biological process: protein phosphorylation.